This is a messenger RNA of Xiphophorus couchianus (Monterrey platyfish), 11509 nucleotides long. It is a transcript of the gene fndc3ba, whose product is annotated as fibronectin type III domain containing 3Ba. Gene Ontology annotation, molecular function: protein binding. The transcript is spliced from 26 exons. Lineage: Eukaryota; Metazoa; Chordata; Actinopteri; Cyprinodontiformes; Poeciliidae. The record is from RefSeq and is a predicted model, not a curated record. Bases 785 to 4411 code for a protein of 1208 amino acids.
UUUCAGCUGUGCGGUUCCAGGUGUGGGCCGAUCAAGCUGAAUAUUGCCCGAUUCAAAUCACCAGGUGAUUUCUUUGUGCAUCUCUAAUUAAAGGUUGAGUUGUAUAACCUUCUUUUGUGUUACACAAAUGUUAAAACCGCAAAAUUCUGGUUCUGGGUCAAUUGGCCUGAAACUGCUAAUUUAAAGUGUCUCUUAUUACCAUUUCUUCUUGUCAGUGUCUAGAAAGACCUAGACAAGGGGAACAAUUUUCUUUGUCUAACAUCUAUCGCAAAACAGUUUCAAACCACCUAAAUAUGUAGGUUUUGUUGCAUUUCUUUUCAGAUUUUGUGAAAUCUACCUUAGCUCCUGCUCAUGUGCAACACAAGCUGCUGGUUAAAUCCAGCAGCUAUAGACGUCUAUGGGGAUAACAGUAGGUUAAAAUAUAACAAAACAUAUAUCCAUUAAAGUGAAGCAUCAUGGGUAUACCUAACAGUCCGGUUCCUUUGAUGCAGUUCUGUUUAUUUAAGCCGCCACUCCUCUCACUCCCACCAACAUGGUCCCACGUAGGGGUUUUCUCCAACCGUAUGUGCCGUGUACUAUGCUGCCGUUCCCAUAGCAACAGCAGCCGCUGCAGCAGACAGAGCAGGAAGUGUGCAUCUGUUUGUGUGUGUGACUGGAAGGGAGCAUUUUGGUGCUGAGAUGGGAGAAGAAGCAGAGGCUACAGGAGGAAUGCACGAUACGAGGCUUGUUGAAAGGCACACCUGUGGAGCGUAGACGGCACCGUGCUUGUGUGUUGCAUGCAUGCAUGUCCCUGAAUACGCGUGUGUGCGUGCCUGGUGCCUAUGCAAUGGAGGGUCACCUGUUUCAUGUCUACAACCACGUGUACAGUUUCAACAACCUGAACACGGAGAACAUGACGGUGAUUCUGGUGCAGGUGAACCCAGGGGAGACGUUUACCAUCCGGGCGGAGGACGGCUCGCUGCAAUGCAUUCAGGGUCCUGCUGAGGUUCCCAUGAUGUCCCCGAAUGGGUCAAUCCCCCCAAUACACGUACCCCCAGGUUACAUCUCACAGGUGCUGGAGGAUACCACAGGGGUUCGCCGAGUGGUGGUGACCCCCCAGUCCCCAGAGUGCUACCCUCCCUCUUACUCUCCAGCUCUGUCCCCCACGCACCACCUCCCCCCAUACCUGACUCACCCCCACUUCCUUCCCAACUCUCACUCUUUCUAUCCCCCUGUCAGCCCGGGCGAGCUGCCCCCUCACCAGUACUACCAGCACCACCUUCCGCCAAUGUACGGCGAUCCAGAAAUCAUCCCAGUUUAUGGGAUGUCCAACUACAUCGGCAGAGAAGAGACGUACACUAAGCCACAGCCUAAAAAGAUAAAGGAACAGAGACUAGAGCGACAGAACCGACUCAAUUCUCCUCCUUCUACUCUCUAUAAGGGCAGUCUUGGGCCAGCACACAACGGAUACAGUAACAAAUCACACACCCCAUCGCUUGGGUCAGUGGGGUCAGGGGGUGGAGCCAGCAGUCCAGGGGGCAAGAAGCCAGAAAGACGACACCGUUGCAGUCCACGAAACAGUGAGCCAGAGACACACACACAAGAUCAUGAUUCAGAGGGGAAACGUGUUCAAGACAUGCUGUCUACAAUCGACAAACCACAGGUGUCUAACAUCCAGGCGCGGGCUGCUCGGCUGUCCUGGGGCCUGCCAGGUGGGCUGGUGAACAGGCACAGUAACGGGAUGCCUGUCUCCUGCUCCUACGAGGUUUCUCUCUCAGACAAGGGAAAGGACGGAAAAUAUCGCCUUAUAUACAGUGGUGAAGAGUUGGAAUAUCAUCUGAAAGAUCUAAGGCCAGCGACAGACUACCACGUACGGGUUUCAGCAUUGUACAACUCGGUUCGAGGCUCGUGUUCAGAGGCCGGCUCGUUUACCACACACUGCAGCGUCCCUGAUGUCCCGUUGCCCCCGAAAUUCUCUCACCGCACAAAGACGAGCCUCAGUCUACAGUGGAAGCCUCCAGGCGACAACGGAUCCAAAAUCACAAACUACCUGCUCGAGUGGGAUGAGGGAAAGAAGAACAGUGUUUUCAGAGACUGUUACUUUGGGAACCAGCGACACUGUAAGCUGACACGGCUGCAGCCAGCCUGUGGCUACACAUUCAGAUUGGCUGCAAAUAACGACAUCGGCACAAGUGGCUUCAGUACAGAGGUGGUGUUGUAUACCACGGGCACUCAGCCCCCUCUGCCCCUCGCGCCACGGCUGGUCAGGGCGGGGGUCUCUUGGGUGAACCUGGAGUGGGUGCGUCCCGAGGGCAGCCCCACCGAGGAGCAGCUCAAAUACACACUCGAGAUCCAGGAGGACAACAGCGGAACAGAUUUUUAUCCAAAGUACACUGGAGAAAACUUGACCUGUACUGUACAAGGCCUGAAGAGAAGUACACAGUAUAAAUUCAGGCUGAUUGCGUCAAACGUGGAAGGAAAAAGCAGCCCCAGUGAAGUGUUGGUUUGCACCACCAAUCCAGACAAGCCCGGCCCUCCGUCGACACCCCGGGUCACCGGAGUGACACCUUAUGGCUUCAGCAUCACAUGGGAUCCACCCUUGGACAACGGGGGCUCAGAGGCCCUCACUUACCUCCUCGAGAUUUCUGAAGGAUGCUCCGAAGCGAGCCAGUGGGAUGUGGCGUACAGCGGCCCUGCAACAGAAUGCGUGUGUGAGCGGCUGACACCGGGAACCGUUUACCACCUACGUGUAUGUAGCAUCACCACGGGAGGACACAGCCCGUGCACUGUUUGUGUUCCGGUCCGUACAUCAAGUGUCCCACCAGGACCCUGUCAGCCACCGCGGAUCGUUGGGAAAGCCAAACACAAGGAGGUCCAGUUAGAAUGGGAUUCCCCUGCCUGUGAGGGAGUGUGUGAAGAGUGUGUGUACAGCCUGGAGAUGAGUGAGGGAGAAGCAAAGCCAGCAGAAGUGUACCAUGGCUCAGAGCUGCAGUGCACGGUUGCUAGUUUGCUUCCUGGUGCGACGUACAGCUUCCGGCUAAGGGCAACCAACGAGGCCGGGUUCGGGCCAUAUUCUGAGCCGACAGAAGUGACGACCGCAGCUGGACCUCCUGGUCAGUGUGGGGCGCCACUCAUCACGCUCACAAGUAACACCUGUGUGACGCUCGACUGGGAGAGCCCCGAGGGUUCGGGGACAGACAUCUCAGAGUAUCGACUGGAGUGGGCGAAGGAGGACGAACCCUGGGAGCUCAUUUACUGCGGCUCUGCCACACAGUGCGAACUGUCAGAGCUGACGCCUGCUACGGAUUACUGCUGCAGGCUACAGGCGGUGAACCAGGCUGGCGCUGGUCCAUACAGUGAGAGGGCGAGUUUCCAGACACCGGCGACGCAUCCCGACCAGGUCUCGACCCUCACUCUCCUGGACCUCCCGGCGUCCUCCGAGGCGGGUUACUCCUCGUCUACUUGCCUCCUCUUGAAGUGGGAAAAGCCAAGCAGCAACGGUUCGGAGAUCUCCUCCUAUAUCAUCUCUGUAGACGACCAAACUGUCACCGUGGAAUCGGGGACGAGUCACCUCGUCACAGGCCUGCAGCCAGACACUGAAUACAGUCUGCAGAUUCAAGCAGUGAACGCCAUUGGCUUUGGUCCUCUGAAUCCAUUGCUGGUAGCGAGGACCCGCCCCCUUCCUCCAGCCCCGCCCCCACUCGAAUGCUCCGCCGCAGGCCCUCAGAGCCUGAAGCUCAAGUGGGGCGAGAAUGCCGGACACACACGCACCCUCCUCUCUGAAGACGUGGUCUACACACUACAAAUGGAAGACAAGAACCACAGGUUUGUGACCAUCUACCACGGUCCCAGCCACACCUACAAAGUCCAACGACUGAUUGAGUCCAGCAGCUACAGCUUCAGAAUACAGGCCCUCAGUGUAGCCGGGGAGGGUCCUUUCUCUGAUACAUAUACGUUCUGCACCACCAAGUCUCUACCCCCCGCCAUCAAAGCCCCCAGGAUUCAUCAGCUGGAGGGGAACGUGUGUGAGGUGACAUGGGAGACUGUCCCACCAAUGAGAGGAGACUCUGUGAACUACAUCCUCCAGAUGCUGGUGGGGCGUGAGUCUGAAUACAAACAGAUUUUUAAGGGAGACGAAGGUUCAUUCCAAGUUUCCAGUCUUCAGGCAAACACAGACUAUCGUUUCCGCGUUGGCGCAUGCCGCCAGUGCCGGGACACGCACCAGGAGCUGUGCGGGCCGCUGAGCCCCUCCUCCCUGUUCACGCUGCGCCGCCAGGAGUCAGCUUCGUCGGGAGAUCAUAGUGCUUUGGAAACGGGCAAGGGGGCGGGCCUGAUCUCGAGCGACGAGCGCUUCGCGGCGCUGAUCGUGUGCAUGUUCGCCGGCCUGUCCAUCCUCAUCGCCUGCCUGCUACAGUACUUCUUCAUGAAGUGAGGGAAUUUUUAACUAUAGGAUAGAAAACGAAAUCAAAAGAAUAAAUCACAGAAAUGAACUUUUACAAAUGUCUAUGAAAGAACAGAAUGAAAUCAAAACACUUGAGAUGUACUUUUAAGGCUAUGUAUGUCGAUUUUUUUUUAAAAAACAACAUUUUUUUUGCAAUCAAAGCAUUGAUUCAGGCUUCUCUAUUUUUCCUCUCCCUUUACCCGUUUCGGUGUCAUUUUCUUCUACACCUCUGUCGUGUUUGUCUCUUUUGUUAAGGAUUUCUGUUGAGGGAAGCUUCAUCUUGGCUGUACCUCAGUUGGGAAAGAAAACUGAUAAUCAAGCCUUAAAAUAAGUGUGAGCGAAACACUUGCUCCUCAUACUGACUUGCAUGUUUUUUAUUUUUAUUUUAUAUGUCUACAUAUUCAGUAGAAAACAUAUAUAUUUCUCUGCCGUCAUUGCCUUACUUUUUGUUCGCUGCGGUCUGUAUUCAUUCAGCCAUAUUCAAGUGUAGGCCUUUAAAACUUUAGCUUUUCCUACUUAUUCAGUUUGUACCUUCUCUGCAGGCUGUCGGUCAGGACAAACAAUCGCCUGACCAAAACACACACUUACACAUGCGAAACUCUGUACAUAACCAUGCAUGCAUACGAAACUACACAUGUGCAAGGACAAUGAGAAAAAAACUAAUUUCCAUUUUGAAGACAGUCAUAUCUGCUCAGCUUUUGCCAUUCAAUAACUCGCACAUUCAGCUACCAAAGUGAUGCAAUCGUUUGUGGUGUAAGACGCUGCUAUCCUGUGAUUUCAUAGUAUCGGAGAGAAAGAAUGGAAAAACGUGUAAUUUAGUGUGAAAAAUGAUGGCAAAGUAAGGUUGAAAUGUAAAAGGGGGAAGGAGUGAACUAGGUGCUCAAAAGUACAAGCUCUGAGGUCAGUUUAGCAAUUUGUGCUAAAAGGGAUAGUUCAGAAUGUUUAAAGUUAGGUUCUGUUAAAAUUUAUAGGCAGUUCAUGUUUUCUUUACAGCAGAUAACUGUCUUGGCGUUUCCAUGUAGUAUGAAUCCAGAUUACUUGGUUUCCGAGGCAGAAACUAAUGACUAGUCUAGGAGGGGCCAAGACUGAAGCGGACUUCUGCUGUUUUCAAAACAACUCCGGUCUUUAAAACAUAAAAGCGUUUUAUUCGAAUGCUUUUCAAAUAAGAAUUAAAAAGGCAUUAAAUAUGUGAUGACGUAAUUGGCUCAUAAGACGGGAUGGCAAAAUGAAACAAGACAAGAUCUUAGAAAUAUAUAUGGUUCUUUGUUUUGACAAACUGAAGUCCUGACACAUUGCAUACUAUAUUUUAAGGAAUAUUUGACCAGAGUAAAAUUAUUUGUUCAGGUUUAGCCCAUCUAUGUGUUGCAGUUUGCUAGUCUCAAAAAUGCUAACUUUAGCUUCAUGGCUAACAGUUAGACAGUAGCAGUAUUCCCUCGGUGCUUACAGAUUAUUUUGAAACGGCCUAUAAUUGUUUUCUUUUUCUACUGGAAAUCCAAAAUAUUGUCAUACAAACAAUUCAGAAGUGACAGGACUUCUUAAACUCUUUUGCAUCAGAGUAUUGGCAGCUACCCUGACAUUGGUCACCUCUCUCAAAUGACCCGACCUCAAUAACUAUUUUCAGUCUUAUUUCAAAACAAGAAUCUCAAACAUAGAUAUAGGGACUCGAGUCAAAAGCACUCACCUUCAUAUCAGGGGAUUUAUUGGGAUUUAUGGGUGCAAGAGGACAGCAGUGUCUUCAUGAUAGUUGAGUGGUUUUUAAACUAAAAUAGCUCCAACAUGGUGGACUUAUUUUAAUAAGAAAUACGGAACCGCUUAUUCUCGUUUCACAAAAAGCCAACGUUUAUUUUCUGUGAGGUCAGAGGUGAUGUGCUGCCAUCUGUCUUACUGUCAGAAACUGGCACUGAAAACAAAACAUGAACUACCAGAUAGAAAUUCAUAGUGAAGUAAAAAGUUGCAACAUUUUUUGUGGCCUAACUGAACAGUAUUUCAUUCAUUUUUACAUUACCUGCCUUUAUGUAUGUACUGUACCUUUCGAUCUUGUGUUCCGCACAGGAAGAUAAUCAAGGGCGCACUGCCUCCAAACUUCUUUUCCUCUGCAAAAUUCAUUGCAUUUGUAUAAAGUUUAUCUCAAGUUUAAAGGUUAAUAGAUUGUGUUCCCACCCAACACUUGAGUUAUUAUUUUUAGACUGGAGUUGUUUUAAGAUGUAGAAAUUCACGCAAGCCUGUCCUUUGUUGGACUAGCUGUUAGCUUCUGCCACUGGGACCACCUACACUGAGUUUAUGCUAAAUCUGCAUGCCAAGAGGCCUUAAGUAAGGUAUUAACUGCUUCUAAUCUUUGGACAGUACCUCAGCAUUCCUUUAAAUACCACUCUUUGGUCAGAAUCUGGACCUUAUGUUGGGCAUUUGUUGACUCCAGGAAAACAGGCUGGGAUCGCAAUCGCCUGUUGCUUUUCUUAGGAAGGAGUUGGCCCAGCACAUGUUUGAUCCUUUGUAAGACCCUUGGGGGUUCUACCUUCUCAGAUGUAAUAACUUCAACCUCUUUAUCUGUAGCGCGAUUUUGGAAUAAGAGGUGCUAGCAGCGUGUCGGCGACCUUUUCUACAAUCUGCAUUUGUAAACUGGGAAAAGCCAUUAGAAGUUAGCUUGCGCUUUGUUCUCCAGACAUUUAGCACAAACGCUGAAGCUGUUUCUCCUUGUAGCGCGUCUGUGAAUCAAUACAUUUAAAGACUCUUCCCCUCUUUUUGCAUCUCCUGAAUAUUUCUACUUAAUCCCCCCCUUUUUUUUGGCUCUGCCUACUUCUCACCUGCUUUCGAUCCAUCCUGUCUCUCUGCUUCUUCCACAUCUCUUACUCUUUCUCUAUUAAAAGGUGCUUUAUUGACAUGUAAUCAGAGCGGUAGCAAGUCUGUGAUCUCUAUUCAGACAGACAUGAUCUCUGAGGACUUGAACUAAUCUUCACUAACCAAACAAAGCCUUGGACAGGACACAGCUCAACAGAACAGGGCAUUGUGACAUACGAAACACCCCCCCUGACCUCUGUGUCCCGCCUCAUGUCUGCUCCUCCCAGCAAAUCCUUUACAUCAAAGCCAAGGUACAAACCGUGUUUAUCUUCUGUAGUCCAAAGAAGUCACCCCGAUCUGCAUUAUUAAUGUGAGACAUGCCUACUUCAGCUGGGUUGGAGUUUGGUGGCGAGACCGGACGGGAGGCAGAGGUUUUGAUUAGCUCUGAGUGGCAGCCUGUAACGUACCUCAGGGAUAAGGCCUUACAGAGGGGGAGAUCCAUUUCUGUCGUCCCCAUAGCUGUCAUCACCAUCUUCAUAUUGACCAUCCUUUUCUCGCCUUCCUCCUUCUUCUUCCCUCUUGACGCUGCGUCUCGCCCUCUGUCCUCGCUGUGCCUUGCUUCGUAUGUGUCAGUAAGCAAAGCGGUUUACUAGCUCAGAAAAAAAAUAAAAAAAUCUUUGCCAAAGUUGAUGGGAAAGUCAAGGUAGAGUCCUUUUCUAGGUUUUAUUUAUACUAUAUAUUUGCAUACAGUACUUUACAUGCCAAUUACAGUGCAAUCUUCAUUUAUUUAUUGUUUAAAGAUUAAGAGACAAGUGUAGUUAUAUACUAAUUUUUUUCUUGUAGCAUGUUUUUUUUAUGGAUGUAUGUUAGAUUGUAUGAUUAAGGCCAGCAUUCCUUAUCUCAGUAACCCUUUAAGUAUUUUUCUUGCUCAUCAGUUCAUGCAUUACCGUUUCAGACAUGUAACCAAAUGCCGAUGGGUUUCUGUAACGCUUAGAGACACAUGUAGCAAGCCAGACCUUAGUGUCACUUCAAGUUCCUUCGUAUGGGGAUGAAUAUUUCUGCCUUUGGCUUUUUUUUCUGUUCUGAAUAGUGUUAUAUUGAAGCUUCUGAUAUCUUAUUUUACAGUUUUUAAUGCCAAAGUGCAGCCUUUUUAGCGAACUCUAGAUAUUGCAGCCAUCUUGAGCGUUCUGUGAUGUUCUUCUGUAACAGCACACCAUUACAACUAUUAUUAUUGUUAGUAUUGGAACUCUCUCAAAUGGAACAAAACAUUAACUUGAUCUGUGAUUACGCUUUUUUUUUUUUUUUUUACAUAAUGUUUUUUUUAUUGUGUUUUAUAAAGCUAAAUUGUGCCAUUUAAGAAAUGUCAAGACCCCGUACUUUGUAGAAAUAUUUUUUUUAAACUAAUUUCACAUUUAAAUUGAAAGAAAACAAAACAAAAACAAUCGUGACGAUUUCAGGCAGAUGAUGAUGGGUGCUGGUUAUUUCGCCCGUUCGCCGUUUCGUACCUUUGCAUGUUUGGUUGUUUUUGAUUCCACAUUUUCUGUGUGAAUUGGUGACAUUGAACGCACCGUCGUAUCACUUGUCAACCUACAAUUUAAAGGAAUUUUCUAGAUUCUACUGAUAGUCUUGUGGAAGGAAAUGUAGGUUUAUAACUUCAAUAAACAACAUCUUUAUAUAAGAAAGACAUUUAACUAUUUUCAUUUGAUCAGGGGGUCCUAACCUGUUGUGUUUUCUAACAGUCAGUUGGCCAAAACCUGAGUCGCGUUCAAGUUUUAAUAAAUGGAAUAGAGUUUAACGCUAACAUUUUAGACACUACAGUGGCUCUCAAAAGUGUACAGAACCCUGUUAGAAUUCCUGGGGUUUGUACUUUUGUGGUGCAUCUAUCAAUUGUUUUUAUGUAUAAUGUGAAAUGUAUCCCAGGUGAUUCAUCUGAAAAAUGUGAGGGGCUAAAAACUACCUAUAAAGGUUGAAUAACGAGGUUGCAUAAGUGUGCUCUCUCUUGAAAUAAUACAAUUCUAUGUCUACCAGCAAAGCAGAUCUGGACUUAGUUUGGUCGUUUCAGAGCUUUAAUUUUCUUCCCUUAGAUGUAUGCUUGGACUCACUGUGAUGAGGAUACUGAGACUCCCCUACAUCUUCAGUAGACGCCUGAAGUUAGAGCCAAGUUUUGUUAAAAGCUGUUCACAAUUUCACCUACCUUGAUGAAAAUCUCAGCUGAAAGAAAGUAACUCCAUGGCAUGAUGCUGUCACCACCGUAUUUCACUGUAGUUUUUUUUUUUUUUUUUGUGCCAACCGUGUCUUUUGGAAUUGUCCAAAAUAUCAUGUUUGGUUUCAUCUGACUAUUACACAUUCGGCCGCAAGUUUAUGGGGAGAGCUUAGCUGCAACUGGAACUUUUCAUUGGAAGAAAAUAAUUUUGUCUUGUGACUCUACUCGGUAGCCAAGAAACUGUUGUCAGAGAUUGAUCUUAAUUAGUCCUCCGGCUUAUCCACUGGUGGUGCUGGUUUCCUGGGAUCCACACUGGCCAACUGAGUAUUUUAUUUCUUGUCUUUGCAAUCAUUUUGGAGAAAGAACUGUUUUUUAUAAAGUCACUACUGUCUUAAACUGUCUCAAUGGUGCUAGGAUAUAUAUAUAUAUAUAUAUAUAUAUAUAUAUAUAUAUACUCCUACAUUAUACCUACGUACAAUUAGGUCAUUUUGAUCUUUAUAAACGCUCUUCAAACCAUCCAUCUUUGCAAAAAGAUGGUAAUGAGCAAAUAAUGCACUAUAAUCGAAAGCCGGUGUGAUUUACAUAACCAGUUUAUGGCACCUUUUAUACCCAGUUGAAUAGUACAAUAAAUAGAUUAUAAACCUGUGGAUGUGUACACAUUUAAGAGCCACUGUAAUAAACAUGUUUAAUUAUUUGUCAAACUGAAGCAUUUUUAUAAUCCAUUAUCUUUGUAAUUUACGACAACAAAACAUGGGCAGAUUUGCAGCAGUUUAAUUAGAUGGGUGCAAAAAUGGUAAAAUAAUUUCAGAACAGAGGCAUAAAUUAGCCAAUGGGGCGAACUGACCUGUGGCCUAAUGUCAACAAAAGUAGUUUGAUAAUUCCUUAUCAGGUUAGUUGCUGGUGUAUCGAUAGAGUUUUCUUCUUCUUUGUUUUCUUUUUCUUAUUUUUUUUUUAUCCAGUGUUUUGCUAAGAGAUAAUAUACAGAGAUAUCUAUAGAGUUAUAGAGUAAAAAUGGUAAACACAUUAUGACUAACAAGAGUUGAAGCACUUUUUUUUAUGACGAGCAUUUGACAUGACGAGGUUACGAGUGGGAGGCAACGGAUCCUUUGCUCUAUUUCGAGAAAAAAAAAAACACUACUGCCAACGCUUACUGUUACGUCCAUUGGCAUUAUCCUCCCGUUGGCAUCACUGUGACAUUACUGGAGCAUGGCACUGCGCUCCCAGCAGAAUGCAAUCUACAGCACUGAGGAAAGUACACUUCAUAAGGGGUACCGUGCCUUUGCCAGAUAUGCUCAUUCUGUCUGCCUAGACUGUUGCAUAUUAAUUGACUGGUCGACGUGAGUUUUCUUGUCUUUAUUAACCCCCUUCAGUUUCCCUCUUUGAGCCUUAAAACCCUGGUGCAAGAGCAGAGGUGUCCUUCUGUCGCCAGCAGGCCAGUUAUCUUAGUAUUGAACAAUCUGAUAAUUCUGGUUUUGUAUAUCCCUUUACGGGCUUUAUUAUUCUUUUUUUUUUUUUUUUUUUUUGGUUAGUUGGUUUGUUUUUCCAAAUGCUGUUAGCUUUUAAGAGACCCACUUACCCCACAACUCCCCCCCACCCUUGCCAGUCCUGCCUAUUUUGUGGCUAUGUCCAGAAUAAGAGACAGCGUUUUAGCCCAGCAACCCCACGUCUGUGCCUUCUGAUCAGUUUUUAUUUCUUUUUACUUUUAUUUUAUAUUUUUUUUAAAUGUACAUUUUACAGUAAGUGGAGGUUUUUGACUGAGAGAUUUGGCAAUUUGACAGAGACUCACAGGUAUUUAACUAUUUUCUGAAGCAAAUGCAAAUAAAAGACAAAAAAAGAUAUUUUUACCUCACAAUUUUAGAGCAAACAUUCCAAUGUUGUCAUGGUCUACGAUUUGACACAAAGAAAAAAGCAUAAAAAAAGAAGUUCAUGCAUUUUUGUUUCUUGUAUUGUAAAUGUUAGACAAUUUCAUAUGCAUUAUAUAAAAAGAAACUGCCAUAUCAAUUUUAAUGUAUAGAUUUUUGCAAAUACUACCCUAUGUAUGUAAGACGUAACUGUAUCGGUAGCGUAUAUAUAAUAUAUUUAUGCCCAAUAAAUGUUUUAAUUUUUUCUGA